Molecule: messenger RNA, 1794 nt
Organism: Talpa occidentalis (Iberian mole)
Lineage: Eukaryota; Metazoa; Chordata; Mammalia; Eulipotyphla; Talpidae
Gene: AIMP1
Product: aminoacyl tRNA synthetase complex interacting multifunctional protein 1
Exons: 7
Coding region: 78-1046 (322 amino acids)
Molecular function (GO): tRNA binding
Source: RefSeq, a predicted model, not a curated record
CCUUCGUCGCGUGUGCGAGGCCCACACUGCCUGCUGUGGGCUGAGGCGGUAGCCGGCGAGUACCUGUGCUGCGCUUCAUGAUUUUCUGCCGUUUCUUUGCAAAAAUGGCAACCAGUGAUGCUGUUCUGAAGAGACUGGAGCAGAAGGGUGCAGAGGCAGAUCAAAUUAUUGAAUUUCUUAAACAGCAAGUUGCUCUUCUUAAGGAGAAAGCAAUCUUGCAGGCAACUUUGAGAGAAGAGAAGAAACUUCGAGUUGAAAAUGCCAAAUUGAAGAAAGAAAUUGAAGAAUUAAAACAAGAGCUAAUUCAGGCAGAAAUUCAAAAUGGAGUGAAACAAAUACCAUUCCCAUCUGAUACUCCAAUGCAAGCUAGUUCUAUGGCUUCUACAAAUGUAAUGCAGUCUGUUCCAGUAACAACCAUAUCUGCUGGUACCAAAGAACAGAUAAAAGGAGGAGGAAGAGGAGAAGAAAAGAAGGUGAAAGAGAAAACUGAAAAGAAAGGAGAGAAAAAGGAGAAAAAACAGCAGUCAGUAGCAGGAAGUGCUGACACUAAGCCAGUAGAUGUUUCUCGUCUGGAUCUUCGCAUUGGUUGUAUCAUCACUGCCAAAAAGCACCCUGAUGCAGAUUCUUUGUAUGUAGAAGAAGUGGAUGUUGGAGAAACAGCCCCAAGAACAGUCGUCAGUGGUCUGGUGAAUCAUGUUCCUCUUGAACAGAUGCAAAAUCGGAUGGUGGUUUUACUUUGUAACUUGAAACCUGCGAAAAUGAGGGGAGUGCUUUCUCAAGCAAUGGUGAUGUGUGCUAGUUCCCCAGAGAAAGUGGAAAUCUUGGCCCCUCCUCAUGGGGCUGUCCCUGGAGACAGAAUUACUUUUGAUGCUUUCCCUGGAGAGCCUGACAAGGAGCUGAAUCCUAAGAAGAAGAUCUGGGAGCAGAUCCAGCCUGAUCUUCACACUAAUGAUGACUGUGUGGCUACAUACAAGGGAGCGCCCUUCGAGGUGAAAGGGAAGGGAGUGUGCAGGGCUCAGACUAUGAACAACAGUGGAAUAAAAUAAAGUAAAAUACUUCAGCUACUGAAAUAAUAAUAAAAAGAAAUAUGCUGGUCAAUUGUUAACCUAAGAUAUAACUGGCUCAUUUUGUGUUAUUUCUCUUCUAGACUUGACUAACCUUUCAAACCUGGUAUUUGUUGUUUUCAACUGAUUGGAGAAACACUACAUUUUCACCUUUCUCAUUUGGGAGGAAAUUGCCUUUUUUAAGAUGAUUUAUUUCUUAGCAUGGGUGUAGAUUAACAGAUUGUAUUUUUUCUUUUUACAUUUAGAUAGCUUGAAGUAGGUAAGCAUUUAGUGUCUCAUUUGUAGGCAUAUGAUGCAUGAAAUGUCAAGCCUUUGGAUUUUUAGUACAGUGUGUAUCUGUAUUAUAAAUGCCCUAUCCUCUUCAACAAUGACAAGUUAGAAUUUGAUCAGGUUUAUUAAUUAGUCAUGUUUUAAUAGCAUUGAAAAUGACCAGGUAUUGAGUCUAGAGAGCCAGACAUCCUAGAAACUAGAAGACAUGGCAUGUGAACUUUAUUGCUCUUGUUGCCAGAGUCAUCCAGGCAUUUAUAUGUAGGGUGACCUUUCCACAGCACUUAAGUUUCCAACUGUGCGUUGAACUUUUUCUUUCCAUUUAGCAAAGUAAUUAGUAAUGAAUUAUGACAAUGGCAUAAAUGCACUGCCUGGUGUUGCCAGUGACAUUUCCAGUGAAUUGACAGUGAAAAUAGCAGUUUGUAUUUUUCACUAUAGCUGAUUUACAGAUUCUUUGGGUACC